Molecule: messenger RNA, 1152 nt
Organism: Rhincodon typus (whale shark)
Lineage: Eukaryota; Metazoa; Chordata; Chondrichthyes; Orectolobiformes; Rhincodontidae
Product: cleavage and polyadenylation specificity factor subunit 1-like
Exons: 8
Cellular component (GO): mRNA cleavage and polyadenylation specificity factor complex; nucleus
Molecular function (GO): protein binding
Source: RefSeq, a predicted model, not a curated record
CUUUUCCAACAGCGAAGUAUUCGUGCCCAAGUGGUCACAACUUUUGAACUUCCGGGAUGCCAUGAUAUGUGGACAGUAGUUGCUUCAAGAGAUGAGGUAAACACAAAGGAUCAGACUGGUGAUGGGGAAAAGAUAGAGAAGGAAUCCAAAGAGGUUGCACCAGAGGAAGAUGUCAAAAAGCAUGGUUUCUUGAUUUUAAGUCGAGAAGAUUCAACAAUGAUCCUGCAGACUGGUCAGGAAAUCAUGGAGCUGGAUGCCAGUGGCUUUGCUACACAGGGACCAACUAUUUUUGCUGGAAACAUUGGAGACAAUAAGUACAUUGUGCAAGUUUCACCUUUAGGAAUUCGUCUAUUGGAAGGCGUGAACCAGCUGCAUUUCAUUCCUGUGGAUCUGGGCUCUCCAAUUAUGCACUGUGCAGUGUGCGAUCCUUAUGUAGUGAUAAUGAGUGGCGAAGGGCAGGUGACGAUGUUUGUAUUGAAGCGUGACACAUAUGGAGGAAACACCCACAGACUGACCAUGCAGAAGCCACAAAUACACAUGUUGUCAAAGGUGAUUGCUCUCUGUGCAUACCGAGAUAUCAGUGGAAUGUUUACCACAGAGAGCCGAGCCUCUGUCGUGAAGGAGGACACUAUGAAAGGGAGCCAGUCAGAAAUGGAAACCAUGAUUACUAACAUGAGUACCACAGUGGACGAUGAAGAGGAGAUGCUGUAUGGAGAGUCUGGCUCAGCACUCUUCAGCCCUCCUAAAGAGGAACCAAGCCGCAGCUCUGUGCCAAUGGCUGAAAAAGAGCCCUCUCACCUUAAAGUAGAACCUACCAACUGGUGCAUGCUGGUGAGGGAGAAUGGCGUCAUGGAGAUAUACCAGCUGCCCGACUGGCGUUUGGUCUUCCUGGUGAAGAAUUUCCCUGUGGGUCAGCGCGUCUUGGUGGAUAGCUCUUCUGGUCAACACAUGACCCAGGGAGAGAUAAAGAAGGAGGAAUUUGCCCGCCUGACGGAGAUGCCGGCUGUAAGAGAGGUCUUGCUGGUUGGGCUCGGAAAUCGGCAAACGAGGCCUUUCCUUCUGUAUGCCACUAUUUCUGGUCUAUUCCCUUACCCUAGGCAAAUGCAGUACCUCAUUAUUCUGUAUGUGACUUCAUCGAAAUCUGGAGAAUAA